Messenger RNA from Vanessa tameamea, 1656 nucleotides. Its product is annotated as phenoloxidase-activating enzyme-like. Lineage: Eukaryota; Metazoa; Arthropoda; Insecta; Lepidoptera; Nymphalidae. The transcript is spliced from 8 exons. Gene Ontology annotation, molecular function: serine-type endopeptidase activity. Bases 42 to 1412 code for a protein of 456 amino acids. The record is from RefSeq and is a predicted model, not a curated record. Gene Ontology annotation, biological process: proteolysis.
GUACGCUCAAAACGGUCACGUCGAUCGGACGUGUUGUAAGAAUGAAACGAAUUUUUAAAAUCGUUACGUUUGUGACUUUAACAUGUAUCGUCUUUGGACAAGAAGAUUACUGCAUUACGCCGACUGGAAUCGACGGCAAGUGCGUACUACUGGCGGACUGCGAUAAACUUAGAAAUUUAAUAAAGGGUACCACUUUGGAUCGAGAGAUUCUUAAGCAAUGGCAUUGCGGAUUCAUUAGAGAGAAUCCUAUGGUUUGCUGCCCAGUUAAAACAUCUACCACUACCACAACAACAACAGCUGCGACAGUAACAAUACCACCUGAAAAAAGAUGCGUUACUUUGGAAGGGACAUAUGGUUCUUGUGUCAGUUUAGACUCUUGCCCAAAAGUUGCCAAAAGAUUAAAAGAAGCUUCAGAAGAGGACUUGGAAUAUGUACAGAGAUCCAGGUGUAUAGGGUCAGCUAUGUACAGCGUGUGUUGUGAUACCCCAAUCGACGGUAACCACCGGUUAACUACAAAGAAACCAGUAACAGGAUUGGACAGAUUUUCUAUCAACAACAUGUGUACACCAAAACCAGGUCUACCAGAUCCUAAUAAGGAUUGUUGUGGGAUAGACAGUGCUAGUGGCAAUAAAAUUAUAUAUGGUGUACCAACUUCAAUAGAUCAGUAUCCGUGGUUAGCAUUGAUUGAGUAUACUAGAGAUUAUCUAUGUGGAGGAACCCUUAUAAGUAGUGAAUAUGUACUUACGGCAGCUCACUGCCUUAUAACAACAGCCAAAAAAUCAAGAGGAGCGAAAUCCGUUCGUCUUGGUGAAUACAAUACGACAAACAAUGGACCAGACUGCGUUGAAGUGGAAGGAGAUGGUUUAGAUUGUACCACAGGAGCCAUUUCAAUACCAAUAGCGGAGACCAUCAUUCACCCCCAAUACAACACAGAUAAGAUUGUUAUACAGGCAAAUGAUAUUGCAUUGAUCAAGCUGGAAAAAUUGGCUCCUUACGACGAAUUCGUACGACCUAUAUGCUUGCCAACAUUUGACAUUACAUUGUCAACGCCACAAAGAGAUAUGCGAUACUUCGUUGCUGGAUGGGGAGCUGUAGACGAAACUCAUACGAGGAGCGACAUUAAACUUCAUUCGGAUUUGAUCUUCGUAGAUCAGACGAGUUGUCGAGAACUAUACAGCCGUAAAGGAGUUUCGCUGGUGUGGAAUAAGCAGAUGUGCGCAGGAGGCGAAUUGAAUAAGGACUCGUGCAAAGGAGAUUCCGGCGGACCCCUGAUGUAUCAAGACGAAAAGAAAUUCGAGCUCACUGGCGUCAUUAGUUUUGGUAUAUUGCAGUGCGGCAACCAGGGCAAGCCUAGCAUCUAUACAAAGGUGUACGAUUACAUACCAUGGAUCAAAAGUGUAGUCGAACCCUAAGUCAAUUAGUAUACAAAGGCAUUUUACAAUGCACUUUACUCUUCUAAUACUUGAUGGUCAAAUCAAGUUUUAUCUGGCUUCAUCUCUUUACCAAUAAUUAAAUAAAAAUAGUCAAAACUAUGAAGAUAUUGAAUACAUGGUUUUUGUCUGAACAAUUUGACAGAUUUACGUCUAAAGUCCGUCUACAAUCAUACGUCUACGUCAUAGAGUUCUAGCAAAAUAACUUUAUACUGCCCAAAAAUGU